AUGGCUUUGCCCUGUGAGCAGUCCACGUUGAAGAAAGAAAUUGUGCGAAUCAAUGAAUGUGGGAUUCUUGGUGACGCCUGGAGGAAUUAUAUCGACAGAAAAAAUAAAAUUUUGCAGUUUCUUGGGCAGAAUUUGAAUGCGGACCUCUUGAGGCGCUACAAAACAAGAUUUGAACUUCUGAAGAAAUGCUCUUAUUAUAUAGAUGUUUUACCCAAAUAUUUAACAUUAGGAGACCAAAGUCAGCUUCAGCCCGAGGUACUCUACCAGCUGAUUGAUCCAGGCAAAUUUCUACGGAUGAAAAAAAUAGGCACCAAUCAGGUCAAAAUCCAGCUCCUCUUACUGAAGGAGUAUCUGAGCGAGCUGAAAUGUGGUCGCGAAGAGUUAAAGAUCAUCACAAAGAUAUCGGACGUGACCAUGUUUCUUUUGCAUUGGAACACAACCUGUGCUAGGCUGGGACUUCUCUCCAACACAUUAAAGAACUUCAUUUCAAUCCUCAUCCCCAGCAAACUUCACGUAAAGCACCACCUCACGAGCGAUGCAAAGUCAAACAAAAUACCUCAGCUCAGACUGGUUCUCAGGACCAAGAUGCCCGUUGUGUUUGAUCGAAAAGAAUCAGUCGCUUCUCAGAAUUCGGUGGCACUGAAGUGGUUUAUCCUUGGGGAACCCGCACUUCAUGAACAGUACGAACUGAAAUAUAAACUAGUGGAAUCCAACUGCUGCAGCGGGAAGGACCGGUGUGGCGUUGUUGCUGUAACGUCAAACAACGCUGAGAUCAGUGACCUCCUGCCCGACAGUUCGUAUGAGUUUACCAUUGCACGAGCAGAAAAUUACGCAGUUGUUUAUUCAAUAUGGUGUGACGCUUUGAUCCUGAAAACAAAGGCAGCAGUUUGUCCAGAAUAUCUUGAUAAUGAAAUGUGCUGAUUCACAUAGAAAUAUUGCAAUAGGCAUUUUAAGCUGAUAAAUGCUAAAUCAAGUAUCAGUCUCUGGUCCACC
Molecule: messenger RNA, 993 nt
Organism: Callorhinchus milii (elephant shark)
Lineage: Eukaryota; Metazoa; Chordata; Chondrichthyes; Chimaeriformes; Callorhinchidae
Product: fibronectin type III domain-containing protein 11
Exons: 1
Coding region: 1-921 (306 amino acids)
Molecular function (GO): protein binding
Source: RefSeq, a predicted model, not a curated record